AUGUAAUCAUCAAAUCCAUAGAUUAUAUACGCAGUUGUUGUAAGAGGUUCAAAUGUUGUCUUGUCAGAGUACUCAAUAGCCAAGGGUAACUAUAUUGCAUUUGCUAAAACAAUUAUUUCAAAAGUUAACUAAUCAAAUGCUAAGAAAUCAUUCAAUUAUGAAUAAUAUGAGUUCCAUAUUUUAGUGGAGGACGGAUUUUCUUUUUUGAUAAUGGCAGAAAGAGGUUUAAAGAUGAGAAUUGCAUUUGCUUGUUUAGAGGAUAUGAAAUAAAAAUUUUUUUAGAUGUUUCAACCACAACAAAGAGAUUAAGCUAUAUCGUAUGGAUUAAAUUCAUAAUUUUCUAUAGAAUAAAAAAAUAAAAUUGAAUAUUAUAAUUCUCCCUAGGCAGAUAAAUUAAGAAUGGUUUCUGAUAACAUUUAGUAAACCAAGGAGGUAAUGAUGGAAAACUUAGACAAAUUAUUGGAAAGAGGAGAGAAAAUUGAUAUUCUUGUGGAAAAAACAAAUGUCAUGGUUAACAUUUCAACAAGCAUGAAGGAAAAUGCAACAACUUUGAGAAGAUAAAUGUGGUGGAGAAACAAAAAAAUGACAAUCAUUCUUGUAUUAGUGGGAUUAUUGGCUAUUUACAUUAUUAUGGUUAUCGCAUGUGGAGGAUUCGCUAUGCAUAGAUGCUUUGGUAGCAGCGAUUGA
Paramecium tetraurelia is the source of this 687-nucleotide messenger RNA. RefSeq lists its product as uncharacterized. Gene Ontology annotation, cellular component: membrane. The record is from RefSeq and is a predicted model, not a curated record. Gene Ontology annotation, biological process: vesicle-mediated transport. The transcript is spliced from 4 exons. NCBI's taxonomy places the organism in Eukaryota, Ciliophora, Oligohymenophorea, Peniculida, Parameciidae.